AAACACAUACAAUCAAAUUGGAGUGUUCUUCCUCGCUUCCCCUCUUCCAUCUCUUUCCCUAAAGAGACUUCAACUAAUUGUUCGAAUCAUCCUUUGGGCAUUCGAAUCGAAAAAUGGCGCAAACAGGAUGUUUGAGCAACUUCAUGCACACGGCUAGGCCUUACAUAGCCAUGAUCUGCCUCCAGUUCGGCUAUGCCGGCAUGAACAUCAUCACCAAGGUCUCCCUCAACCGCGGGAUGAGCCAUUACGUGCUGGUCGUCUAUAGGCAUGCAUUCGCCACUGCUGUGAUCGCCCCAUUUGCUAUUGUCCUCGAGAGGAAGGUGAGGCCAAAGAUGACAUUCGCGGUGUUCAUGCAAAUAUUCGUGCUGGGCCUUCUCGGGCCGGUGAUCGAUCAGAAUCUAUACUACGCGGGCCUAAAGUUCACAUCGCCCACCUUCUCCUGUGCCAUGAGCAACAUGCUCCCGGCGAUGACCUUCAUCAUGGCAGUACUCUGCAGGAUGGAGAAGCUGGACAUGAAGAGAGUGAGGUGCCAGGCGAAGGUAUUGGGCACAAUCGUGACGGUGGGAGGGGCGAUGCUGAUGACACUGUACAAGGGUCAGGUCGUGAACUUCCUAUGGGCCGGUCCCGUUAAUGCUGCCCACACUUCCGGGAAUGCCUCGGAAGCUUCCGACAAGGACUGGGUCAAGGGCUCCAUCCUCCUCAUUAUCGCCACCUUCGCUUGGGCUUCGUUCUUCAUCCUUCAGGCAGUGGCACUGAAGAGGUACGCGGCCCACCUGUCCUUGACGGCUCUGGUGGUGUUCAUGGGCACGUUGCAGUCAAUUGCAGUCACAUUCGUAAUGGAGCACAAGGCAUCUGUCUGGUCCAUCGGCUGGGACAUGAACCUGCUCGCUGCCGCCUAUGCUGGCAUAGUAUCAUCGAGCAUCGCGUACUAUGUUCAGGGGCUGGUAAUGAAGAAACGAGGCCCGGUCUUUGUGACAGCUUUCAGCCCGUUGAUGAUGAUCAUUGUAGCCAUCAUGGGAUCCUUCAUCCUCGCAGAGAAGAUCUAUCUCGGAGGAAUUCUCGGCGCAAUCUUAAUAGUAGCAGGACUAUACUCUGUUCUGUGGGGCAAGUACAAGGAGGGGCAAGAGAAGGAAGCAGAGGAGAUCCCCGAGCCCGUGAAGUGCAAUGGCGAGAACGGCCACGUCAUACCGAACAUUCAAGAGAACGACAUCGAAAUGCAGAAAGCCGAAGUCCUGAAACCGAACUAAACACCCUAUAGUACAUGGCCAAGACCCAGACACUACAGCGAGACCGACAAUGACAGAGGAAGCAAGGCUGCCCAUGGAAGAUGUUUGGGAAAUCAAGAGGGGCUUUUUUGUCAAUGUAUCCCACUCUUUUUUGUCAAUAUUUAUGUAAUUUUUUUCAUCGUUUUCCUUUAUUUUCCUUUUCUUUUACUGGCCAUGCUCUCAUCUAAAGCAUGUGAGUCUAUAUUAUAACACAACCUUCGUGUAAUAGGAUUGAGGAGAAAUUAAUGAAAGAUCGAAAAUUUUCUUUUC
Messenger RNA from Punica granatum (pomegranate), 1535 nucleotides. The record is from RefSeq and is a predicted model, not a curated record. NCBI's taxonomy places the organism in Eukaryota, Viridiplantae, Streptophyta, Magnoliopsida, Myrtales, Lythraceae.